Poecilia latipinna (sailfin molly) is the source of this 3838-nucleotide messenger RNA. It is a transcript of the gene myot, whose product is annotated as myotilin. Gene Ontology annotation, cellular component: plasma membrane; axon. The transcript has 18 exons. Gene Ontology annotation, biological process: homophilic cell-cell adhesion; dendrite self-avoidance; axon guidance. Bases 136 to 3069 code for a protein of 977 amino acids. The record is from RefSeq and is a predicted model, not a curated record. NCBI's taxonomy places the organism in Eukaryota, Metazoa, Chordata, Actinopteri, Cyprinodontiformes, Poeciliidae. Gene Ontology annotation, molecular function: cell-cell adhesion mediator activity.
UCAUGACUGGCAGCCACACGGUCACCUAGCAGUUUGACGGGAUCGUCCUCCUGGUUGAUUGGGACUUUAGUUUGUGUUUGUGUUGUUUAAUCUGCUGGAGAAAGAGCAGACAGGACACCUGUCAGUGCCAGCGACAUGGACUCCAGCGUGGCCCAGGUCCAGAGGACGCAGAAGAAGACCAGCACCAUGUCUCUUACAAUCUCCUCCUCCUCCUCCUCCUCUCGGGAGCGCUCCUCUUCCUCUUCCUCCUCCUCCACGUUGCUCGCUCAGAGACACUCAAGCCUGGUGCAUCCGUUGUGUGUCAGCCCUCAGAGAACGCAGAGUCCUGUCUACAAUCAGCAGUACUCGGGGAAAGGAGUGGCUCCAACAUUUGUUAAGUGCCUCCAUGACAUGUCCACAGUGAAAGGUCAGCUGGUGGUCCUGGAGUGCCGGCUGAGGGGGACCCCUCCGCUGCAGGUCAUGUGGUACAGAGAAGACGAACAAAUACAGGACUCUGACGACUUUAGGAUAUUGCGCAAGAAAGGCAGCUCUGCAUCAGUGCCAGAGGAGCUGUGUACGCUGGUGAUCACCGAGGCUUUCCCCGAAGACUCCGGCCUGUUCAAGUGUGUGGUGCUCAACUCCUACGGCACGGUUUCCUGCUCAGCCACACUGGAAGUCUACAACGACCUAGAGGAGCAGCUGGAGGUCGAGGCAAUUCACCAGCAAGAAGCACUGUCUCUCAGUCAGGAAGACAGCGAGGCGGAGCAUCAUGAGGAGACUGCUUCCUUCAGGAGAAGCAUAGAGGAUUUGCCUCCCGUGUUACCCGACUGUAUGAACCUUCCCCCUCCGGAGUGGCCCGACAGCCCCUUAAAAGACAGCAUCCAUGGUGCAGAUCUCCCUGAGCCUGAACCUGCCAGCCGCUCCGAGGAGCCUUUAGGUCGCAGCGAGGAGGAAAGUGCUCUGAGCUCAGAGGGUCAAAGGUCACCAGACGUUCCUGUCGGGGUCUGCAAGCCGAGUUCCCCUCCUCCGCCGGCACAAGUCAAGGAGAAAACCCAAACGCCCAAGCUGUUCACACCAAGCAAGCUGAGCUUCACGUUCUCCCAGUCAGGAGGGAACAACAUGAACCUGUCGGACCUGCCCUCCUUCACCCCCGGCGCCUUCCCGCCCAGUGCCUUCAACUAUGAGCGGCCGAGGCACUUCAUCCAGUCGCAGGCGGCCUUCCAGGCGCCCAGCUAUGAGAGCGUGCUGAGGGAAGCCCAAGAGAAUCAGAACAACCAGCAGAACCUCAACAGUACCCAGAGCAGCACGAGCAUCACGGAGGGCCAGAUGAAGGCCAGUCACACUCAGUCGUUUUCUCCAGCUCAGUCCCUGUCCAGGUCUGUGUCCCAGACUCAGUCCCAGUUCCAGUCGCUAAGCCUGAGUCAGAACCAGACCAGGUCAGUGGCCCACGGUCAGAUCCAGACGCAGGCCAAUGGAACCGCCAAGUCCUCCCCCUCCUCAUCCAGCCUCAACUCUCCUACAUCCACCUCAGCUUCCUCUGCUGCGCCUCCUUUUUCUUCCAGCACCUCCCUGCUCCCUCCUUCUACCUCAUCGUCCUCGCUGCCCCGCGCCACCAUGCGCUCCACCAUCACCCUCACCCCCACCCCCAGGGUCCCCAGCGCCUCCGGCCUUGGCAGUGCCAGCCUGCCCGCCAACCAGGACAACCUGUCUGCUUCUGCUGCCUACCUAUGCUCUGUCCUGCCCUCCUCGUUCUCCUCCAAACUGUCUCCCAGCUCCAACCUCCCCUACCCCUCCACCUCCCCUUCCUGCUCCCCGCUGGCGCCCUCCAGUCCUCUCCUCCCUAUGAGGACCUCUGCUUCCACAUCCUCCCUUCCUCAGCAGCCCCUCCCAGUGUCUCCCUCCCUCCCUCACUGUCCUUCCUCAUCCUCCCUCCCCCAGAUGAACAAUCAGAGCAGGGUUCAGCCCACCGUGGUCUCCCUGCCUGCUGGCUACAAGGGGACGCCAAACACCCUUCCUAAGCCCAUCUUGAAGAAAUCCGUAGCUCCUCGGCCAUCCUCCUCCCGCUCCACAGACGAAGACAUCCAGGGCUCUAAGGACGCCUUGAUUCAGGAUCUGGAGAAGAAGCUUCGCUCCAAGGAAGCCAGGAGGAGACACAGCCAGAAACUGUCGUAUGAGGAGCGAAUGGCUCGCAGGCUGCUGGGUCCAGACAAUGCUACAUAUAUGUUGGACCAAGACAAUCUCUCUGACUUACAGCUUGACCAGUCAGACUCUCCAGAAGGAAGACGAACAGGUGGACUGUGGGGGAGGCACCACUCGGGGACAGAUGAGAGGACUAACGAGGGAUCAGCGAUCCAGGAGAAAUGUUUCGCUCCUCGCUUCCUUCAGAUCCCCCCUGACCUCACAGUUGAAGAGGGACGCUUCUGCAGGAUCGACUUCAAGGUCAGCGGGCUCCCGGCCCCAGACAUCUCCUGGUACCUGGACGGCAAGGCUAUCCGCCCAGACGAUUACCAUAAAAUGCUGGUGUGUGAGAAAGGGAUGCAUUCGUUCAUCAUAGAGAUCGUCACGGUGCAUCAUGCCGGUGUGUACGAGUGUGUGGCCAAGAACCGAGCUGGAGAGGGCAAGUUUACCAUGAGGUUGGACGUCAUAGCUCAGGAAGCCCUCCGCCCUCCCACCUUUGUCCAAAAGAUGUUGAACACCAGAGCUCUGGAAGGAGACACCAUUCGGUUAGAAUGUAAAGUCGAUGCUUCUCCUCCUCCACAGCUUUUCUGGAAGAAGGACAAAGACAUGCUGCGCAUCGACCCCAAUAGAAUGAGUCUGUACCAGGACGGCUCGGGUCGUCAGUGCCUGCUGAUUGAUAGAGUGACCAAGUCCGACUCUGGCUGGUACACGCUGUCGGCCAUUAAUGAAGCCGGCAUGUCCACAUGCAACGCCAGGCUGGACGUUGGCACUCGCACAACACCAGCCUUGAAAAUGGCUCCUCCUGCCUCCAAGACCCUGAAGCUGCUGUCGUCUCUGAGCCACCUUCCUGCCCUGACGGUGGAGAGCCCCGCUCAGCACACGGCUCCACUGUACGAGAGUGAAGAGCUGUAGAGCUAAAUGCCUUCAGUCACACCUGCACAACUGGACCAGAACCUCUGGAGCCAGAUCAGCAUCAGACAAGACUGACCUUUUUUUUUUUUUUUUAAUUUCUGAACUUCUCCACACGUUUUCUUAUUGUUGGAUUUGCCUGACAUUAGAGACUCCAUCAAAGCAACUUUGAGGAAAAAGUUGCUUGAAUUCAGCUCUCAUAAUCAGCUGCUGUUUGUUUGUGAACCAGCUUUUAGUUUCUGUCCUGUCUGCUCUCAGCAGAAUGCAGCUUCUGGGUCGGUAUUAUUAGAACUCUGCAGGGUUGGCAUGCAGCUCCAGCUCUGCAGCCCAGCCUCGGUGCUGCUUUCCUGAGCGCUGCCAUGGCAACGUGUUUUACAGAGCACAUGUGCAGUUUGUUUCUAGAAACAGCAUUGUUCUGUGUAAAGGUGUAUUUUAAAGGCAGGUGGAGUCCAGAACAUAGAUCACUUGUUUCAUCCUAAUUAAUCCUUGCUUUGGAGCGAGAGUUAGAAACCAAAAAGUUCAACCUUUCUUUCUGCAACGGUGCACUUUAAACUCCACAAACAUUUGCUCUACCGUUUUAGUCCCAGAAAUCUGAGUUCUCCAAGUUCAGCUGCUUCUAAGAUGUUUAGGGGAAAAAAACUGACAUUUGCUGCUUUUGUCUCGUACUGAUUUUAUUUCUGUAUUUUUUUGAAUGUGGCUUUUUUAUUUAAAUUUGAGAAGUAUUGUCUUGGCUGAAUUAAUAAAAAGGCUGCUAUUCUGAUACCCAAACUGC